AUGCCACAAAAAUCAGCUAGUCAGCCGUACCAUGGCUAUUACACUGGCAAAAAGCCAGAAGGGCAACCUUAUUAUGGAUACUAUUCUGGCUUCAACAAAUCCGCUUCUGCUCAGAUUCACCAUUUGGCCAAAACUAUAACGACUCAACAACAAUCGUUUUUUGACGAAAGCUACAUCAAACAGUCUCAUGCCACAGCACAAACACCUCACGGUGUUAACCCUUUUCUAGACAAGACUGACCCCACUUUGGACCCAAAUUCACCCAGCUUCAGUUCCAAGAGAUAUGUGCAGAAUAUGUGGAGAUUAUACCAAAGUGACUCUGACUAUUACAAGCCAGGAAAAUUGGGUGUUGCUUAUAAAAACUUGCGUGUUUAUGGUGAUGCGGUCAACUCUGAUUACCAAACCACUGUAUCCAAUGGAGUCAUGAAGUAUGCUAGAAAUGUCAUUGACAAGUUCACCACAAAAAAGGAAGAACACACUUUUGACAUUUUGAAGCCAAUGGAAGGAUUGAUUAAGCCAGGUGAAGUUACAGUUGUACUAGGUAGACCCGGUGCCGGAUGUACAACUUUUCUCAAAACGAUUUCUGGCCACACCGAUGGUUUCAAUGUUGCCGAUGGCUCGAUAAUCUCAUAUGAUGGUAUCACUCCAGAAGAAAUCAAGAAAAAUUUAAGAGGUGAAGUUGUGUAUUGUGCUGAAACUGAAACCCAUUUCCCUUAUUUGACUGUGGGACAAACAUUGGAAUUUGCCGCAUUGAUGAAGACACCAAGAAACAGACCUCUUGAUGUCUCUCGUGAAUUGUAUGCAAAGCAUCUUGUUGAUGUUGUGAUGGCAACUUAUGGAUUGUCACACACAAAAAAUACCAAAAUUGGUAACGAUUUUGUACGAGGUGUUUCUGGUGGUGAACGUAAAAGAGUAUCCAUUGCUGAAGUUUCAUUGGUGCAGGCAUCAAUUCAGUGUUGGGAUAACUCAACUCGUGGGUUGGAUGCAGCUACAGCUCUUGAAUUUAUCAGUUCUUUGAAAACUUCAGCAUCGAUUUUAAACGAUACCCCAUUGAUUGCCAUUUACCAAUGCUCACAGGAUGCCUAUGACUUGUUUGACAAAGUCAUUGUCAUGUACGAAGGCUAUCAAAUCUUUUUCGGUUCAAGUCAACGUGCAGCAACAUAUUUCCAAAAAAUGGGGUUUGUUUGUGAAGCAAGACAAACCACUCCAGAUUUUCUUACUUCAAUCACCAACCCAGCAGAACGUAUUGUGAAACCAGGAUUUGAAAAAAUUGUGCCACGUACGCCAAAGGAAUUCUACCGUUAUUGGAGAAGAUCACCAGAAAGACAAGCAUUGUUGGAGGAGAUUGAUGAAUACUUGGACAAUUGUGAAAAUUAUGAUCAAAAACAAGAGAUUUUCGAAGCCAUGCAAGCUAAAAAAUCCAAAAACACAAACAAAAAAUCGCCAUAUACUGUGUCCUUACCUAUGCAAGUACGGUAUAUCAUUAAGCGAAACUUUGAUCGAAUGAAGGGUGCUCCAUCUUUCCCAAUCUUGACAAUAUUUGGAAAUGUUGCCAUGAGUUUGAUCUUGGCCUCGGUUUUCUACAAUUUGCAGCCAAAUACCGAAUCGUUUUAUUAUCGUACCGCCGUUAUGUAUUAUGCCUUGUUGUUUAACUCCUAUUCGUCAGUAUUGGAAAUUUACACAGUUUAUGAAACUAGACCAAUUGUUCAAAAACAUCGUGAAUACGCAUUGUACCCACCGGUGGCAGAUGCGAUUGGUUCGAUAUUGGCGGAUUUCCCAUUGAAAGUUGUCAGUAGUUGUUGUUUCAAUUUGGCACUUUACUUUAUGGUUAAUUUUAAACGUGAACCAGGUGCAUUCUUUUUCUACUUGUUGAUGAACUUCCUUGCCACGUUGAUGAUGUCUCAUUUGUUCAGAACCAUUGGUGCAUUUACAAAGACGUUGGCAGAGGCAAUGACACCAUCAUCGCUUUUGUUGUAUGCCAUGAGUACAUUCACUGGGUUUGCCAUCCCUGUAACCUAUAUGCUUGGUUGGUGUAAGUGGAUCCAUUGGGUUAACCCAUUGUCUUAUGCUUAUGAAGCACUUAUUGCCAAUGAGUUUCAUGGACGUACGUUUGAAUGUUCUCGUUUUGUGCCGCUGGGGUUUGGAUAUCCAAAGUCUGGUAAUUCAGUUGUUUGUGCCACGCUUGCAGCACUUCCAGGAUCAUCAUUUGUUGACGGUGACUUGUACAUUAAGACUGCUUUCACCUACGAAUGGAAACAUGCUUGGAGAAAUUUUGGUAUCUUGUUGGCGUUUGUCAUUUUCUUGUUUUUCACCACCUUGUACUUUGUUCAAUACAGUCAAGCUGCCAAAUCCAAGGGUGAAAUUUUGGUUUUUAGAAGAAGACACGUUAAGAAUAUGAAGGCUUAUGAAGAUGACGAGGAAGGUUAUAUGGAGGACCAAAAAGCAUUUGAGUUUAGUACUGAAUUGAGUGACGAAACUGACUCUUAUGAGUAUGUUGACCGCAAGUUGUUGCAAACUUCAAAUGUUUUCCAUUGGCGUGAUUUGACGUACAAGCUACACAUCAAAGGUGAAGAGAGAACCAUUUUGAAUGGCGUUGAUGGAUGGGUCAAACCUGGUGAAGUUACCGCUUUGAUGGGAGCAUCUGGUGCUGGUAAAACAACAUUGUUGAAUGCCUUGAGCGAGCGUUUGACUGUCGGUGUCAUCACCUCAGGUUCUCGAAUGGUCAAUGGAUGCCAAUUGGAUAAUGCCUUCCAGCGACUGAUUGGAUAUGUACAACAACAAGAUUUGCAUUUGGAAACAUCAACUGUGCGUGAAGCAUUGAGAUUUAGUGCUUAUUUGAGACAAUCGCGCAAGGUUUCAAAGGCUGACAAGAAUGAAUAUGUGGAAAAGAUUAUUGAGUUGAUGGAAAUGGAGCCAUAUGCUGAUGCCGUUGUUGGUGUUCAAGGUGAGGGUUUGAAUGUUGAACAAAGAAAGCGCUUGACUAUUGCGGUUGAGUUGGUUGCCAGACCCAAGUUGUUGUUGUUUUUGGAUGAGCCCACGUCAGGAUUGGAUUCCCAAACUGCAUGGUCAAUUUGUAAAUUGAUUAGAAAAUUGGCCAACCAUGGUCAAGCCAUUUUGUGCACCAUCCAUCAGCCAUCGUCAAUUUUGUUGGAAGAGUUUGAUCGUUUGUUGUUUCUUCGUAGUGGUGGUGAAACUGUUUACUUUGGUGACUUUGGUUACCAGUGCCAAACCUUGAUUGAUUACUUUGAACGCAAUGGUGCUCCUAAAUGUCCUGCUGAUGCAAAUCCAGCAGAAUGGAUGUUGCAUGUGAUUGGUGCCGCACCUGGGUCCACUGCCGUUAAGGAUUUCCACCAAGUGUGGCUAAACUCACCAGAAUACCGUGCUGUUCAAGGAGAAUUGGAUGAGUUGGAACAAAUGGGUACUGGGGCUGUUGGUUAUGGCCAUGCCCCAAGCGGUACAACCACGCCUUCAACAAAGAAGUUGUGGAGUGAUGAAAAGGAGGCAAGGAGGACAUAUGCUGCUCCGCUUAUGACACAAUACUUUUAUGUGUUGAAGAGGUUGUUUCAACAGUACUGGCGUACCCCCUCGUAUAUCUACUCCAAAUUUGCCAUGGCCAUAUUGUGUUCUUUGUUUAACGGAUUUACUUUCUUCAAAUCGAAAAACUCCAUGCAAGGAUUGCAAAAUCAGAUGUUGUCGAUUUUCUUGUUGUUUGUUGUUAUGACCACUUUGGCACAACAAUAUGUCCCAAUGUUUGUUACUCAACGUGACUUGUUUGAGGCAAGAGAACAUCCAUCAAAGACAUUUUCCUGGCUUGCGUUUAUUGCCGCUCAAAUCACUUCAGAAAUUCCGUACCAAAUUGCUGCGGCUGCCAUUUCAUUUUUUGUUUGGUACUACCCAGUUGGUAUGUACCGUAAUGCUGGAAGUGCCAUUGAGCAGCGUGGAGCAUUGAUGUGGGUUGCCAUGACGUUGAUGUUUGUUUAUAGCUCAACAUUGGCUCAGUUGUGCAUUUCGUUCAAUCAGUUGGCUGACAAUGCAGCAAAUAUCAUUUCAUUCCUAAUCACCGUGUGCAUGACAUUUUGCGGUGUUAUUGCCACCAAGGACUUUAUGCCUCGUUUUUGGAUCUUCCUUUACCGCUGCAACCCAUUCACCUAUCUUAUUUCGGCAAUGUUGUCAAUUGGUGUUGGUAAUUCCGAGAUUCAUUGCUCCAAAAAUGAGUAUUUGCAUUUCCCACCUCAACAACCAGGAACUCAAAAAUGUAAGGACUACAUGGGAGCUUACAUUUCCAUUGCUGGUGGGUACUUGACGAAUCCUGACGCUACCGAUAGUUGUGAAUAUUGUCCAAUGGACAAGACAAAUCAGUAUUUGAAGAGCAUCAAUAUUUCCAUACACAAUUUCGGUCGCGAUGUUGGGAUUUUUAUUGCCUUUAUUGUUUUCAAUAUGAUUGCAACGGUAUUUCUCUACUGGUUGGUUAGAGUUCCCAAGGGAAACAGAGAAAAGAACAAUAGUUGGUUUUCGAGAUUUGCCAUUUACAAUGGGUACAAUGAUCAAGCUUAA
Messenger RNA from Lodderomyces theae, 4554 nucleotides. Its product is annotated as pleiotropic drug resistance family ABC transporter. NCBI's taxonomy places the organism in Eukaryota, Fungi, Ascomycota, Pichiomycetes, Serinales, Debaryomycetaceae. The record is from RefSeq and is a predicted model, not a curated record. The transcript has a single exon. Gene Ontology annotation, molecular function: ATP hydrolysis activity; ATP binding; ABC-type transporter activity. Gene Ontology annotation, biological process: xenobiotic detoxification by transmembrane export across the plasma membrane. Bases 1 to 4554 code for a protein of 1517 amino acids. Gene Ontology annotation, cellular component: membrane.